Diaporthe citri is the source of this 1065-nucleotide messenger RNA. RefSeq lists its product as uncharacterized. NCBI's taxonomy places the organism in Eukaryota, Fungi, Ascomycota, Sordariomycetes, Diaporthales, Diaporthaceae. Gene Ontology annotation, biological process: proteolysis. The transcript is spliced from 5 exons. The coding region runs from base 1 to 1065 and encodes 354 amino acids. Gene Ontology annotation, molecular function: metalloendopeptidase activity. The record is from RefSeq and is a predicted model, not a curated record.
AUGAUUGCCAAAGCGCUGCCCUUCGCCCUCCUUGCUGGUGCUGCCUCAGCCGCCUGCCCUCUCUCUGUCGAGAUCACUGAUUCAAAGAGCCAUGUCAUCAACGUCGCAGUGACGAACACGGGCAACGAGACCAUCUCGGUCUUCAAGGGCAACACGGUGUUCAGCGAUCAUGCCACCAAGGAUCUCUUGGUGGCCGAUGCAGAAGACUGUCUAACUAUGGUAGACGGCAACGCACUCCCAUUCGAGGGCGUCUACGUCAACUAUAAGAAAACUGGCCUCGCGGCUAGCUCAUUCCAGCAGAUCGAGGCCGGACAGACAGUCACAGUCCCGGUAAACGCAGCUAAGAGUUACAAACUCGAUGGCGUGCCACAAGCCAAGGUCACGGCUAUCCAGGGAUUCCGCUACGUAGAGGGCACCGAGGCGCCCUCCUCGCUCAAGGACUUGGCUGCCUGUGAGGAUGUGACGUCCGGGGAGGUCGAGGUCACGCCCGACCAGGCUACUGUCGCUGAGCAGCACAUUUCGCACAAGCGUGAGCUUCCCGCCACGUCUCGCAUCCAGAGGCGAUCCAUCACGUACUCGUCAUGCUCCACCUCGCAGACAAGCACCCUGAAGACAAGCGUCUCCGAUGCUAUCUCGAUGGCCAGUGCUGCGUACACUGCUGCUGGCACUGCAGCCGACUAUUUCACGACCUGGUUCAUAUCGACCUCCAACGAGGCCAAGGUCCGGACGAUCUACAACGAUGUGGCCAAUGUGCAGACCACGUCGCCCAAGAUCUCGUGCGUCGACACGUACAGUGACUGCACCGGCGGCGAUGCAUUGCUGUACACCGUCCCAUCGGACAAUGUUAUCGUGCCGUGCCCCAACAACGGCUUCUGGGACUUCCCCGAGCUUGCUUCGCAGUGCUCGGGCGACGACUAUGACAAGGCGGGUAGCAUUCUCCAUGAGAUGACACAUUUGUACGGUACCGACGACUGGGCCUAUGGUCCGGACGCCGCCAAGGCCCUGUCCGCCACCAAGGCCGCUGCUAAUGCGGAUACCUACGAGAUGUACGCCGAGAGUGUUUAA